This is a messenger RNA of Anopheles aquasalis, 5061 nucleotides long. RefSeq lists its product as uncharacterized. Lineage: Eukaryota; Metazoa; Arthropoda; Insecta; Diptera; Culicidae. Gene Ontology annotation, biological process: glucose homeostasis; intracellular protein transport. The record is from RefSeq and is a predicted model, not a curated record. Gene Ontology annotation, cellular component: cytoplasm; nucleus; vesicle membrane. Gene Ontology annotation, molecular function: protein binding.
UGGAACGGUAGCACGCGCAGGCAGAGAGAGGGUGUACCGCGCACAUAAUCGCUCCCCCCCCCCCCACACGAUCGAUCGAGACCAAGAUCGAUGGAUGGAUCGAUGAUCUGACCGUGUCCAGGUUGCGAUUCCCAGGUUGCGAACCGUUGCGUUCCGGCGCUUCAGGAUCGACCGAGUGUCACGCGUGUGUGCUGUGCUAGGGCGUGUCAGUAUCAAGUGAAAGUCGUUUGCAGUGUCGUCACACCCGAAGAAGAAGUGAAAAACGGUUGCAAAAGAACGUUGCACACUGAACUCCGUCACAGUCGUCGCAGCGAUCGACAGCGAACGAACAAACCCCCGUUUUGAUCCCCGUCCGAAUCGAUCACGAGGAGAGUGCGAGUGCGAGGGAGGAGGAUGGAGAAGGAGCGAUAGCGACGAACGCACCUGUCUGUCACAACGAAACGCAAAGAGGUGGUGGGAAGGAACCGGAAGUGGAGGCGCAUCAAGUGUUCGUAACCAAAACAAACUUACCAAACAAACAAACAAACAAAAAGGCAAACACGCGCGGGUGUUUUUUUUUUAUUUUUUUGGGACCACACCACACCAACAGCAGCGUGCACAGCAGCGUGCGCUUAUGCAAUCCGGGCCCCCUCUCUCUCGCUCUCUCUCUCUCGCCACGGUACCGGUGUUUUUUUUGUUUGAGCGGGCGCGCGGGCCCCCCCCCCCCCAGGUGUACAAGAUGGCUUCCGAACCGAUCCUCACCGGGAUCAUCGCCGAUCGUUCUCCUUCGUUGCUGCUGCUGCUGCUGCUGCAGCUAUUGCUGCUCGCUCCUCUUCUUCAUCUCACGUGGGCGACGCCAGUAGUGGUGGACAGCCGGACAGCGGCUGCAUCGAUCAACCCAUCAACAACAACAACAACAACAACUAGGAGCCACUACCAGCACCAGCAUCAUCAUCAACCGGCAGCGACGCCGACAACCAUCGCCGAUGAUGGAGUGUUGUUCAACCCUGGUGCGUCGCUGGAGAGAGCGGAAGCAAACCAGCCCCGCAUCAGCCGCUCGUCGAUCCACCCAGCAAAGAAGGUAGUGAUUCAGUUCGAGGAGGAACACGAGGAGGAAGAGGACGGUGACGGUGACGGUGACGGCGACGGCGACGAUGACGCUGACUCCGGGUCGGUGUUUGGCUCUGCGCUAUCGCCUAUCGCGGAGAAGCUGGUCCUGGAGCAGCAUAAACCGGCGGCCCAGAAGCUCUAUCCGGCUUUCUUUCGAAACAUUCCACCGUUAGGGCACUCGCGGCCCUACUACCAGCCACCGGUUGACCCCUCACUCAUCGAGCAACAGCAGCAGCAGCAGCAGCAGCAACAACAGCCACGCUACAGCAACAAACUCCGGCAGAAUGGGGCGGUUCCCGGGGGCGGUCCGGUGAUUGUGCCCCUGCCGGAAGCAGCGCCGGCUGCCGCUGCCCUGCCCGCCCUACUCGGUUCCGGUGACUUUGGUGUCAUCAAGGGUGGUACGUUCUACUACGAUAGCGAUGUGCCGGGGAAGGGCGGUGGUGGUGGCAGCUUCCUAGACGAGUUCUACCGGCUGUCGGGCUACCCGGGCGGCAACAAUGGGCACGGACGGCCCCAGCUCGGCUACCUGGUGCAGGCGGCCAAAGCGGCCGGCCAAGGCGGGCCGGCACCGAAGGAGGAACAGUUCUCCAACUUCCGCGACUUUGCCGACAUCAACAUCGCGAACGAUCCGGCCUACUCCCACCGGGCGCCAAAGUACGAGCCGCCGGCGGCCACCUACCAGCACCACCACGAACCGGACAACAUCCUGGACGAGCUGCGGUCACUGGAUCAGCGACAGCCGGCGGUGCCCGGCGCCAAGGCGGCGCAACCCAAAGACAAAGAGCGGGGCACCGGCAGUAGACGGCAGCGGGCCAGCAGUUCCACGUGCCCGGAUGACGCCAGCACGAACGAGGACGACUAUAUGAUGUACACGGGAUGCGUCCUGAAUAACAACAACCACAGUGGCAGCAGUUGUAGCACCAGCGGUGGCAUCCUUCAUGGCAACAAAAAUCAACCACGCACGAUCAAUGGGCAGCAGCAGCAGCAGCAGCAGGGGCUACGCGUCAGUCGAAGCAGCACCCGGAAAAAGCCCUUCCAUUUCAUAUCCAACAUGUGGAAGAUGAAGAAAAUCAUCAAGUACGACGACAUUAUGUUCCACCGGGAGAUGAACUGUCGGGCACGGUCAGAACCGUCAGUAUCGACGUACAGCUGCACCGGCAAGGGUUGCCAGCGGAAGUCAUCGCCGUCGUUUUCGAUGCUCAGCCUGUCGCCGGCCAAGUUCCAGAAGUCGACCGACGACGAGCUGGAGGUGACGCGACUCCGGCUGUCCCGCAACGACAACCCGUUCGUGCAGAAGGUACUGGCCAGCCGGGACAACGUGACGACGGAUGUCAUCGAUGAUACCGAGUCGGACGAUGCGAUCCUCAUCCUCAUGUCGGACGAGUUGAACGGUGAUGCGGAAACCGAUCCCCUGGCGCUGCCGCAAGUGCACGAGCACAUGAUUCGCUCGCCACCGCCAACGUUUUGGCCCCGGGCACAAAAGACUGUCUUUAACUUUAGUGGCGGCCAGGAGGAAGCGCCAUGUCUUCAGCGAGCGGCCAAGGAUGCCGGUGUGGCGGCGGAACCUUGCAUCCUUGCAGUUCGGGACACGGCGUCGACCGGUGUUUUAAGGUAUUUCAAUCGCAACACAAUCAACAUGAAAGCGAAUCAGCAGCAGCAGCAACAGCAGAAGUUUGUGAUCGUCCGUGCGAUGAACAAUCGCCAGUACACUGUACCGUUGGUGCCAAACAUAACAUUCUACGAUAUACUGAAGCAUGUUUGUCAGAAAACCAAUCUGGAACCAGCGGAACAUAUUCUAGUCUUCCGCAAUCGGCCACAGGACUCGUCACUGAUGUUUCGCUUCUCGGGGAUUCCGAACAAAGCGAUGCUAGCAAUGGAGAGGGCAAAGCGAGCGCGCGUCUUAUCGCAGGUGACGAUUGUGCUGCACUGCGAGAAUGGUGCACGUCCAUCUGGGACGUUUCAUCCUACUGCAUCGUUGCUCGAGGUGCUACAGCAACUCUGCCCCGAAUUGGCCCGGGCGGAUGCGAAUCCGGUGAUGAUCUAUACGCGCUGCGAACUGUUGUGGGAUCAGCUCGCGGAGACGACACUAGAAAACCUUGGUCAGACCGGUGGUGGUGCUGUCAUUCGGCUAUUGCAACGAAAACCUGAAGAACUGAAGUUACAGGCCAACGUUUCAUCGCCGCUGCCGAAAGUAAUGCGAGCGGAGGAACCUGCUGCACCGAUAACGAAGAAGGUGCAGGCAACCGAGACAGUCUCGAAGCUACCGGAAACCCCCCCGGCAUGUGCUGAGCCGUUGCCUCAAGCGCAACAAGUGCCUCUUCUAGCAACCGAACAGCCGGCAGAAGUACCACCACCCGUGGAAUCUGUUUCGGAAUGCGCCACACCAAUCAACCAGAACAUCACCAGCGGUGUUCCCGCGAAGGACGAGGGGCUCUCGGUGCCAAAGAUUUGCAGUGAGCGUCCGGGAAAAAUUGUGUACAUUGGCGACCGGCAGGCAGUCCUUUACCAUCGUGAGUUAUACGAACAAGAGCCCCCGUACAACGAUGAGGAUGAUUCCUUUUUCGAGCUGACCGUUGCGGAAGUGAUUCAGCUGCAGAAGCAACUGCAGGAGCGUGUCCGGGAGCUAGAAUCAAUGCCGCUAGUAGCCUCAACAUGGCGUGAGCUACAGCGUCAAAAGACAAUGCUGAAUUUGAUCAGCCACUACCCUAAGUCAGUGAUCAGAAUACUCUUUCCCGAUCGAUACAUACUGCAGGGCGUGUUUCAGGUUCAUGAGACGGUUGCGGAUGUAGAGAACUUUGUCCGCGAGUUCUUGAUCGAUCCAGCCACACCAUUCACACUCUAUACCACUCCACCGAAAGAGAUUCUACCGUCGACAGCAACCUUGCUCGAAUUGAAUUGCGUUCCGAGAGCGAUGCUUCAUUUCGGUCCUAGCGUAUCGCCUGCCAGUGGAUGCUGCUAUCUGCAAAGCAAACUGAUGGAUCAGCUUUCCGAUGUUUAUGGUGCAGCGGAGGUUGCAGCUCAGGCAAUGCGUCGUGCAUCGAACAAAAGCGGAGGUGAUGGUGCGUCAGUGCCGUCCAGCGUAGCAACAUCCGCCACCACGGAACAGCAGCAGCACCGUGAGGACAAUCAAGCGCCAGGGGCGGCUAGCCUACCGGAACGCAACACAAACAGUGCCAAAACGCAAACACAGCUGCAGCAUUCCAAGCAAGAGGCGAUGCUGCUCAAGUUUUUGAAAAAGUAGCACCGCUGCUUAAUGGAAGCCCAUGUUUCGUUUUCUCAUUUGAAUAUUCCACAAUUUAAUUCACUCAUGUUGCCACUACCAUGGCGCACACUCUUUUUUCAAUUCAAUAUUUUACAUAUCAUUUGGAGCAGUCGUUUGGAAGAGCUCCUUUAAUUAUUCUCUCUCUUUUUCCGCUUCUCUAAACAUUAUUUCUCUCUCUCAUUUCAAUGGACUGCUAUAUUUUCCGUGGCGUUCCGUGCCCGUCUGACCAUAGGCAAACACUGGAGAGUUGAAGCCGGACAGUUGCUCCUCGAUGUAGUCAUGGCCGAAUGGCACACUUCAGUGGUGCCUCUUUUAUGUUAACAGUAACAGGCAGCCCUCGUCUUAAAUCAUAACAUAUUCUUUUUUUUUUCAAAAUUCCUUAAACACAAGCGCGGAUUUUCCCAAAAACCUUUGAAAUCCCGUAUACCCGCGACCCGUAAUCAGCAGCAAGCGCAGCCUUCUAGCACAGUCUAGUGACCGGGUAAUUGAAAUAAAACUUCAAUCGUUUUCUAAAAGCGAAACCAUUAGCUUUGAUGCGUAAAGCCUAGCUGGUAAAACUGGUAAUUUAUGGAAAACUAUUGUUACAGCAUACACCAUGCUAUUGAAAUAAAAACGGUGCUAGUGAUCGAACGCAAUGUUUCUAUACAAUUCAUCGCACUGCAGUGAUCGAGUGUCAGUGAACAAUAAAUAGUCGAAGGCUAAAAAACCAA